CCCCUCCGCCGCUUCAGCUGGGCCGGCACCAUGCUGCGAAUUCCUGCCUUUCGGCUGCUGGGACGCACGGGGGCGAGUAGGGUCUGGCUCCUGGAGGACUUUAGCCUACGCCACUACAGUUCGGGCUCUCUCGGUGUCCGCGACGGUACUCGCGACGCGCGCGCCUACUUCACCACACCCAUUUUCUACGUGAACGCGGCGCCGCACAUCGGGCACCUGUACUCGGCGCUCCUGGCGGACGCCCUGUGCCGACACCAUCGCCUCCGAGUUCCCAGCGCCGCCGCCACGCGAUUCUCCACUGGUACCGAUGAGCACGGCCUGAAGAUUCAGCAGGCAGCAGCCGCUACGGGCUUGGCACCGUCCGAGCUGUGCGACAGAGUCUCUGCCCAGUUCCAGCAGCUUUUCCGGGAGGCUGACAUCUCCUCUACCGACUUCAUCCGCACCACCGAGGCCCGGCACCAGGUGGCUGUGCAGCAUUUCUGGGGAGUGCUGGAGGCUCGGGGUCUUCUCUACAAGGGGGUCUAUGAAGGUUGGUAUUGCGCCUCCGAUGAGUGCUUCCUGCCUGAAGCCAAGGUCACCAGGCAGCCCGGCCCGUCGGGGGAUUUGUGUCCUGUGUCUCUCGAGAGUGGGCAUCCCGUCUCUUGGACCAAGGAAGAAAACUACAUUUUCAGGCUUUCCCAGUUCCGGGAGCCGCUCCAGCGGUGGCUGCGGGGCGACCCUCAGGUCAUCACCCCGGAGCCAUUCCAUCAUGCAGUCCUUCAGUGGUUGGAGGAGGAGUUGCCGGACUUAUCCGUCUCUCGAAGGAGUAGCCACUUGCACUGGGGUAUUCCGGUGCCUGGGGACGAUUCGCAGACCAUCUACGUAUGGCUGGAUGCCUUGGUCAACUACCUUACUGUAAUUGGCUACCCAGACUCUGAGUUCAAAUCUUGGUGGCCGACCACCUCUCAUAUCAUAGGCAAGGACAUUCUCAAAUUCCAUGCUAUCUAUUGGCCUGCCCUCCUUUUAGGGGCCGGCAUGAGCCCACCACAUCGUAUCUAUGUCCAUUCCCACUGGACGGUUUGUGGUCAAAAGAUGUCUAAGAGCUUGGGCAACGUGGUGGAUCCCAGGACUUGCCUUGACCGCUAUACUGUGGAUGGCUUCCGGUACUUUCUUCUUCGGCAGGGUGUCCCCAACUGGGACUGUGAUUACUAUGAUGAAAAGGUGGUUAAGUUAUUGGAUUCCGAGCUGGCAGAUGCUUUGGGAGGUCUCUUGAACCGAUGCACUGCCAACAGAAUAAAUCCUUCUGGGACCUAUCCGGCUUUUUGCACUACCUGCUUUCCCAGGGAGCCAGGGUUGCCGGGGCCAUCAGGUCGUGCUCAGGCAGAGGACUAUGCUCUGGUGAGCGCAGUGGCCACUUUGCCCAAGCAGGUUGCAGACCACUAUGAUAACUUUCAGAUCUAUAAGGCUCUGGAGGCAGUGUCCAGCUGUGUCCGGCAAACUAAUGGCUUUGUCCAAAGGCAUGCACCAUGGAAGUUGAACUGGGAGAGCCCAGUGGAUGCUCCUUGGCUGGGUACUGUGCUUCAUGUGGCCUUGGAAUGUUUGCGAGUCUUUGGAACUUUGCUCCAGCCUGUCACCCCAAACCUAGCUGACAAGCUGCUAUCUAGGUUGGGGGUCUCUGCCACAGAGAGGGGCCUUGGAGAGCUCCAUUUCUUGCCGCGAUUCUAUGGACAUCCAUGCCCUUUUGAAGGGAGGAGGCUGGGACCUGAAACUGGGGUCUUGUUUCCAAGACUGGACCAGUCCAGGGCCUGGCUGGUAAAAGCCCAUAAGACCUAGAAACUCAGUUCUUAUUAGCUUGUGGUAAAAAGCAAAUGUGUUAUUUUCUUAUUUUGUAUUUUCAGGAAAGUUAUACUAAUGCUUUCUAAACUGUUGCAUCAAAUGAGCACAUAAGUAAUGUCCCUGUGAAAAGAGGUCUGAAGCUUUUCAGGAGCCUACUCUCUACUCUUCAGUCCUCUGUGUCCAUUAACCACUGUCCUUUGCACCCCAGUGUCUCUAAGAUGUCUCUAGGGAAAAGAUGGGUAGGAGACAACUUUGCUGAUACUAUUCCUUCUCAUUGUGCCUCCGGUCCAAACCACAGUUAUUUGCCCAUACUACCUCUCAUGGCUUGUUUUUCAUUGGCCUGGCCUCUGCUGUGCAAAUUAAUGAGAGUGGGGGUUGGAGGCCCCCUACCUCAGCUUUUACUUUGUUAUAUAUGUUGGGUCUCCUGUUAAAAAGAGAUUGUUUUAUUAAACCUUUAAAAACCAG
Hippopotamus amphibius kiboko is the source of this 2280-nucleotide messenger RNA. It is a transcript of the gene MARS2, whose product is annotated as methionyl-tRNA synthetase 2, mitochondrial. Bases 31 to 1812 code for a protein of 593 amino acids. Gene Ontology annotation, molecular function: ATP binding; methionine-tRNA ligase activity. Gene Ontology annotation, biological process: methionyl-tRNA aminoacylation. The transcript has a single exon. The record is from RefSeq and is a predicted model, not a curated record. Lineage: Eukaryota; Metazoa; Chordata; Mammalia; Artiodactyla; Hippopotamidae.